AUGAUAGACAGCAAUAUAGAAUACCCAUAUGAGGAAGCAGGUACAAUAGUCAGAUGGUGUGUUUCACAGGGUGAAAAGAUCGAUCAAGGUAAACCAUUGGUCAUCAUUCAACUAUCACUAAAUCAUCAACUAGAUUUAGAAUCAUCAAAUGAUACAACAACCGAUGUAUCUACAGGUACAACUACAACUACAACGACUACUUCAACUACUACUUCAACUACACCACAACAAAUUAAAAAGAAACCAAAAAGAGAGAAAAAGGAUACAGGUGAAAGAGUUGUAUUGGCAAGACACGAUGGAACGAUGAGAACUAUAUCAAUGCCUGCAGGUUCUAUUAUAGAUACCACAAAGGUUAAACCAAAUUUGGGACGUAUAGAGUAUUGUACACACGAUAUGCAAUUUCAUGGUAUGUGUGCAACGUGUGGAAGAGAUGUAGCCGAGCAGAGAAAACAACAGGCACUUGAAAACCAGGUGAGUGGUAGAAAGCGAUCACCAAACCAAGACUCGUCGCAACCAAUCCACUCGAUUCUACAUGGUCAGCCACACAUCACCGUUUCACACAAGAUGGCACAACAAAUUGAAGAAAAGAAUGCAAAGCGACUGUUGGACAAUAAAAAGUUGUCAUUGGUACUGGAUUUGGAUCAUACCAUCAUUCAUGCCAUCAUGGAACAACAUUUUAUGGAGGUUCCCUAUUGGCGUACCAUCGAUAGAAAGAAAUCAAAUAUUCAUGAAAUCAUUUUAAAUGGUAAUCAAAGAUAUUUUAUUAAAUUAAGACCACAUUUAUAUGAAUUUUUAAGAGAAGUAAAUAGAUUAUUCGAAUUACAUAUUUAUACAAUGGGUACAAGAAAUUAUGCACAAAAGAUUGCCAGUUUGGUAGAUCCAAAACAAAGAGUUUUCAAGGAGAGAGUAUUGUCUCGAGACGAUACACCAAAUGAUAUGAAUCAUAAAACAUUGAAAAGAUUGUUUCCAUGUGAUGAUUCAAUGGUUUUAAUUGUUGAUGAUAGAUCGGAUGUUUGGAAAAAAUCAAAAAAUUUAAUUCAAAUUGUUCCUUAUUUAUAUUUUGUUGGAUGUAAAGAUAUGGUAAAUUUAUUACCAACAGAUAAACAAUCACCUCAUCAACAAUUAAUGAAUGAUGAGCCAGCAGCAGCAACAGCAGCGGCAGUUAAUACACCAACACCUCCAUCACCUGGGUCUCCAAAUGUAUCAUCACCAAAACAAAAAGUUGAUCAACAAGAAGAAGAUGAUGAAAAUAGUAUCUAUAAUGAAAAUGAUGAAAGUGAAGGUGAUCAUCAUUUGCGUGUUAUCCUAUCAAAAUUGACUGAAAUUCAUACUGAAUUUUAUAAACAAGUUUCAAAUAAUCAAAAACCUCAUGUUACUAAUAUAGUUGAUGAUAUAAAGAAAAAAAUAUUAAAAGAUGUAUAUAUUGUUCUAAGUGGAAUAUAUCCAAUUAAUUCAUCACAACCUCAACCAUUAAGAAUAUUGGCAGAAGAAAUGGGUGCAACCGUUCAAAAUGAAAUCACUCCAAAAACUACUCAUGUUAUGGCUGCUCGCGUAAGAAGAAAAAGAAAAAGAAAAGGAACAUCAAAAGUUAAUCAAGCAAUAUCAAUGGGAUUACAUGUAGUAAAUUCAUCAUGGUUGGAAUCAACUGCCAUGCAUUGGACUAAAUUGGAUGAAAAUGAUUUCCCAAUAAAGGAUUCAGAUUCACCACCACCUAGAGAUAAUGGUAAUGGAAGUAAACAUAAAUCAUCUUCAUCUUCAUCUUCAACUUUAUCCUCAUCAUCGGCACCAGCAGCAGCUGCUUCAUCAUCAUCAAGUAUAAAUGAGGACAAUACAAGUAAAUUUGAAGAAAUUGUUCGAACACAUGAUAUGGUAGCUGCUUUUGAUCAAGCAGAUAAAGAAUUGGAAGAAUUUUUAGCAGAUGGUGAUGAGUCUGAUGGUAGUUCGAGUGGUGCAAGUUCAAAUGGUGGCGAUAGUGAUUCUGAAAAUCAAGAAAAUGAUUAUAAUGAUAAUGGCAAAAAGGAUGAAGAACAAGGAGAGGAAGAAGAAGAAGAUCAAGAGGAAAAUUCACAUAAAAGAAAAAGGAUAAAACAUGAACAAGAAAAGGAUAUAAAAGAUGGUGAAGAAGAAGAAGAUAUAAAAGAAGAAGAAGAAGAAAAUAAUAAUGAUAUCAUGUUGGAUAAUGAUUUGGAUUUAUUAUUAGAAGAAGAAUUGGAAAAAUCAUUUAAAGAAAUUGAACAAGAAGAUGAAGAUGAAGAUGAAGAUGAAGACAAUUAA
This is a messenger RNA of Cavenderia fasciculata, 2274 nucleotides long. Its product is annotated as putative tfiif-interacting component of the c-terminal domain phosphatase. Lineage: Eukaryota; Evosea; Eumycetozoa; Acytosteliales; Cavenderiaceae. Gene Ontology annotation, molecular function: RNA polymerase II CTD heptapeptide repeat phosphatase activity. The transcript is spliced from 6 exons. The record is from RefSeq and is a predicted model, not a curated record. Bases 1 to 2274 code for a protein of 757 amino acids. Gene Ontology annotation, cellular component: nucleus.